AUGGCUACGGAACAACCCAAGGUUCUGGGCAUGCCGCCCUUCAUGGCCGACUUCCUGAUGGGUGGUGUCUCUGCCGCCGUCUCGAAGACCGCCGCUGCCCCCAUUGAGCGUAUCAAGCUCCUGAUUCAGAACCAGGAUGAGAUGCUCAAGUCCGGUCGUCUCGACCGCAAGUACGACGGCAUUGCUGACUGCUUCCGCCGUACCGCCGCUGACGAGGGUGUCAUGUCCCUGUGGCGUGGUAACACUGCCAACGUCAUCCGUUACUUCCCCACCCAGGCUCUGAACUUCGCUUUCCGUGACAAGUUCAAGCAGAUGUUCGGUUUCAAGAAGGACCGUGACGGAUACUGGUGGUGGAUGGCCGGUAACUUGGCCUCCGGUGGUGCUGCUGGUGCCACCUCCCUCCUCUUCGUCUACUCCCUUGACUACGCCCGUACCCGUCUGGCCAACGACGCCAAGAACGCCAAGAAGGGUGGCGACCGUCAGUUCAACGGUCUGAUUGACGUCUACAAGAAGACCCUCGCCUCCGACGGUGUUGCCGGUCUCUACCGUGGCUUCAUGCCCUCCGUCGCUGGUAUCGUCGUCUACCGUGGUCUGUACUUCGGCAUGUACGACUCCAUCAAGCCCGUCCUCCUCACUGGCUCCCUCCAGAACAACUUCCUUGCCUCUUUCGCUCUCGGUUGGUGCGUCACCACCGGUGCCGGUAUCGCCUCGUACCCUCUUGACACCAUCCGUCGUCGCAUGAUGAUGACCUCUGGUGAGGCCGUCAAGUACAACGGUACUCUCGAUGCUGCCCGCCAGAUCGUUGCCAAGGAGGGUGUCAAGUCCCUCUUCAAGGGUGCUGGUGCCAACAUCCUCCGUGGUGUCGCCGGUGCGGGUGUCCUGUCGAUCUACGAUCAGCUCCAGGUCAUCCUCUUCGGCAAGGCCUUCAAGGGUGGCUCGGGCUAA
Microdochium trichocladiopsis is the source of this 945-nucleotide messenger RNA. Its product is annotated as mitochondrial carrier domain-containing protein. Gene Ontology annotation, biological process: mitochondrial ATP transmembrane transport; mitochondrial ADP transmembrane transport. The coding region runs from base 1 to 945 and encodes 314 amino acids. The record is from RefSeq and is a predicted model, not a curated record. Lineage: Eukaryota; Fungi; Ascomycota; Sordariomycetes; Xylariales; Microdochiaceae. Gene Ontology annotation, cellular component: mitochondrial inner membrane. The transcript has 5 exons. Gene Ontology annotation, molecular function: ATP:ADP antiporter activity.